Molecule: messenger RNA, 4000 nt
Organism: Gamsiella multidivaricata
Lineage: Eukaryota; Fungi; Mortierellomycota; Mortierellomycetes; Mortierellales; Mortierellaceae
Exons: 4
Coding region: 251-3892 (1213 amino acids)
Biological process (GO): phospholipid translocation
Cellular component (GO): plasma membrane
Molecular function (GO): ATP hydrolysis activity; ATP binding; magnesium ion binding
Source: RefSeq, a predicted model, not a curated record
GUGUAACAACCCAACCUACGUACGGAAAUCGUAGUUCAAGCGGUUCUACAACAUCUACUUCCUCUGCGCCGCCAUCUUUGUCUGCGCAGAGCCAUCGCUCUCGCCCGUGACCGAGAUCCUACCCUUGACCCUGGUUCUUACCAUCACUGCCGUCAAAGAUGCCCUUGAAGACUAUAGACGAUACCAGCAGGACAAGCGCUCAAACAGUUUAGGAUGCACACUCGUGAAGAACGGUGAGCUGAUACCCAUCAUGAGCAAGGAUAUCCGACCGGGUGAUGUGUUGAAGAUCUCCAAGAACGAUAAGAUCCCCGCGGACGUGGUCAUCCUCUCCAGUUCGAUGGACGAGGGCGCCUGUUUCGUCGAGACCUCGGAACUCGAUGGGGAGACGAACCUGAAACGCAAGACCGCCUUGACGUUGACUUCGGAAUUGACCCGACUGGAGCAGAUUUCGCGCUUGACCGGGAAGAUCACGACGGAGAUGCCGAAUGAGCGGCUGUCGAGAUUGGACGGAAGGGUCAAGUUGCGGUACGAUGGAGCGGAUUUCAACUUUGAGACGUUGCAGGACGAUGAGAAGGCCGCCACUGCCGCAGCAUCUGGGAGGAUAUCGAGGGAUGUUGUCAGGGAUCGGAGCCAAAACAGUCUGGAUUCGAUUGCCUCGUCGAUCUCGACGUCGGGUGCGAGUCGGAUUUCGAGCAGUCUGGUCAGGACAACACAGAAGAAUAACCAUCCUGGUGAUGGGCGGCUCAAGAUGGAUGAGGUUUCGCCCGUGACAAUGACGAAUGUGGCGCUGAGGGGAUCGUGGCUCAAGAACACGGAAUGGGUCUAUGGCGUGGUCCUGUAUGCGGGCGUCGACACGAAGAUGAUGCGGAACCUCAAGAACACAGGCCUGAAGUUCUCGACGAUGGAGACGAGGCUGAAUAGGAUGAUCGUCGCCAUCUUUGUGUUCAAUGCCUUCUUACUGGUCAGCUCCAUGUGCUUUGCCUAUGUCGGUCUGCGGUCCGAGUACCUGAGGGCGCCCCUGGCUUGGUAUACCACGCAGGAGGGUCCCGAAUUCGAUUCGACCCCGUCGAGCGCGAGGGUGUUUGUGGGCCAGCUGAUGAACUUUUAUGUGGUCUAUACGUUCGUGAUCCCGAUCUCGGUCUUUAUCUCCGUCGAGGUGUGUCGAGUCGUUCAGGCGCUCUGGAUGAUCUGGGACGAGGAGAUGAGGAGCUAUGCGGACGGACCCCUGAGUCAAGCGGAACUGGAGGAAAUUGCGGCCGAGCAAGGGAUCGAUAAUGGUACUUUAACAACUGGGCAGCAGGAAAAGAGACGAAAACUAAUGAAGACGCUUUCGGAAUCGACCCACGUCUCGACCCUCAAUAAGGACGAUACGAAAAAGCCGACGAAGUUCUGGAAGAAGCACCGGCCUGGGUUCUUGAAGAAAAAGAAGAAGGCACCCAAGACUUGGACGCGGAUGCAUGUCCGGAACUCGAACCUGAAUGAGGACCUGGGCGCGGUCGAGUAUAUCUUCUCAGACAAGACAGGGACGCUGACGAGGAACGUGAUGAAGCUCUCCAAGUGGCAUAUCGGGGGUCGGACCUUCCAUGAGCUCCAACAGCCCGGCAGUUUGGGACAGCGGAUGCGGGACCCUUCGAUCAGCGACGAGGAAUAUGACCUGCUGAUGGCGUUCUGUCGCAACAUUGCGGUCUGCCAUGCUGUCUUGCCAUGCGAGGACUCCAAGACGGGAGAGCUCCUGUACGAGGCCCAGUCCCCGGACGAGUCAGCACUAUUGGAGGCACUGAGAGAUAACGGUGUGGUUUUAAAGGCCAAGACCAAGGACUCGGUUACGGUCGAAAUCUUUGGACUGAUUACGGAGACGUACAAGGUUCUGAAGGUGCUCGAGUUUACGUCGGACCGGAAAUGCAUGUCUGUGAUCAUCGACACGCCUCAGGGAAUCCAGCUGUUCUGCAAGGGAGCCGACAAUGUGAUUCUGGCACGAUCAGACCAUAUGGAGAACGACCCGUUGCUGAUGCAGCAGUUGGAUUCGACCGUGCGACGGUUCUCGAUUGCGGGGUUGCGCACGCUCAUGCUGGCCUGGCGACCGCUCAGUCCAGAGGAGUAUAGGAUCUUUGAUGAGAAGUACUCGAAGGCCGAGUGCCAUAUUGGCGGCGAUGGUGAUGAUGGAGCCGAGGAUCGGGAGGAGUUGAUCCGGACGGCUUGCGAGUCGAUCGAAGGACGGCUGCGGUUGCUAGGGUGUACAGCGAUUGAGGAUCGACUUCAGGAUCAGGUGCCGGAAACGAUCGAGUACCUGAUGGAGGCAGAUAUCAAGAUCUGGCUGUUGACAGGAGACAAGCAGGAGACGGCUAUCAAUAUCGGGAUCUCUUCGAGACUGAUCUCGCCGGCGAUGAAGAUCUUGGUGCUGAAUGUGAAGGCUGAGCGCGACUGUCGGUUGGUGCUGGAGUACUUUGUGGAGAAGAUCAAGGAGCGUGAGCGGGACGAAGAGCGCUACUGGCAGGAGUAUCAGCAGUCGAAUAAGCCGGGGAUCGAGCCACCAGAGAAGGAUCGGUACGCGCUCGUCGUCAAUGGCGAGAGUCUGGCCUUUGUGCUCGGUAAUGAGAUCUACGAGGAUAUGUUCCUCCGCAUCGGCACCAACUGCCAUUCCGUGAUUUGCUGCCGUGUGACACCGCUGCAGAAGGCGUUAGUGGUGAAGCUGGUGCGAAAGAAGCUGCAUAAGGUGACCCUCGCGAUCGGAGAUGGCGCGAACGAUAUCUCGAUGAUCCAGGCCGCGCACGUCGGUGUUGGUAUCGAGGGCAUGGAAGGAGCACAGGCGGCUCGUUCGUCCGACUUCAGUUUCAAGCAGUUCAAGAACCUGAAGCGACUAUUGACGAUCCACGGACGUUAUUCGUAUUUGAGAAUGAGCAAGAUUAUCUUCUUCUCGUUCUACAAGUCGAUCUGCUUGAUCACGGUCCAGUUCUGGUUCGGGUUCAUGAACGGAUGGUCCGGUGGAGCGUUGUAUGACGAGAACUUCUUGACUCUGUGGAAUAUGGUCUUCACGGCUCUGCUCCCGAUCGCGACGGCUUGUUUUGAGAAGGAUGUGGAGGAGGAGAGUAUUGGGCGGUACCCCAAGUUGUAUAAGGCGGUCAAAGAUGGGCUAUAUUGGAACACGCUGACCAUGGCUGGAUGGGGCAUUGCUUCCUUCUGGCACUCUGGAGCGCUCUUCGGGGGCCUAUACGGAUCGAUCCAACAUGGGAUCGUGAACGGUCACUCGGAGGCGAUGGAUACUUCGGAAGUCAGCUUCUAUGCCGGCUCGCUAGUUCUGAUCACCGUGACCCUGAAGAUGCUUUUGAUGAUCUCGCACUGGACCCUUCCGAUCUUUUUGGCGCUCGGGAUCAGUAUGGUCGGAUACAUGGUUGUGUUUAGUGGACUCCAGGUCGUGGGCCUGCUCGAAGCCGGCGUCUUUACGGGUCUGCAUUCAAUGCCGUUUUAUUAUCUGGGUCUGCUGGUGAUCCCGGCUGCAUGUUUGCUGCCGGAUUAUACGCUUGCAUUCUGUCGGCGACAGUAUUCACCUUCGGACGCGCAGAUUAUCCAGGAGGACCAGAGAUUGGCGAAGAUGAGGCAGCAGCAGUUGGCGGCGGCGGCGGCUGCAGAGGGGAAGGGCGACAAGAACGGGAAGGGUGUGCGGGAUGAUUUGGGGGAUCACGAGGCGAUGAUGGAGACCGAUACCCGGAGAAGCCAGCAUAGCAAGUCUGGCCAGGAUGAGGACGAAAGCGUGAGUGAGGAUGAGGACGAAAGCAUUAAUGAGGAUGAGGAGGACGACAUGGAGGAGGAGGAGGAGGAGGAAGAGGAAGAAGAACUGGAGGAGAAGGCGCAGAAUGUGCCUGUGGACAAAAAGAGUUUCGCGCUGAAGGUCUAGAGGACAGCAUUGCUCUCAACCCACUUGUAUUUAUAUCGAUUUUAUUAUCCUUUUACAUGCUUAUUUUUGCUUUCGAGGUAAAUAAAAAAAAAAAGUUGUUUUUGCCUG